CGAGCGCUGCCGUUCUCGCAGACGACAACGGGCCGUUCGACGUUCCACCGGCCUCUGCCAUCUCAUCUAUCAGCAAGCCCACUAGCCCUUUCACCGCACUGCGCAUCUGCGCCCGAUCCGACCCUCGUCACUUUGCUCGACCGAAUCCCUCUACGCCUUCCGACAGCGUAUACAUGACGGUCUCGCCGUUCGCUCCCCGUCAGACGAUCUAGCCUUCGGGCUGAGGUGGAAUUCGCAUCGUCCCUUAACAGCCAACAAUCACACACCUCGACCACAUCAUGGCGAGCUCCCGGGAUGCCGGUCCCCAGGGCAUCCGGAGACCAAGGCGGACAACAGUUGGGCAGUUCGUCAUCGAGAAGGAGAUUGGCAAAGGAAGCUUCGCUCAAGUAUACCAGGGUCUACAUAGGGACACCAAACAAAUUGUAGCCAUCAAAUCGGUCGAGCUAGAGCGCUUGAACAAGAAGCUCAAGGAGAACCUCUACAGCGAGAUCCAAAUACUCAAGACCCUGCGACAUCCACAUAUCGUUGCCCUACAUGACUGCGUGGAGUCAUCGACACAUAUCAACCUCAUCAUGGAGUAUUGCGAGCUCGGGGAUCUCUCCCUAUUCAUCAAGAAGCGGGAGAAGUUGAUUACGCACCCGGCUACCCACGACAUGGCCCGGAAAUACCCCAGUGCUCCCAACUCUGGUCUUCACGAAGUUGUCAUCCGCCACUUUCUUAAGCAGUUGGCAAGUGCGCUUGAGUUCUUACGGCUGAAGAACUACGUUCAUCGUGAUGUGAAGCCUCAGAAUCUCUUGCUUCUACCCGCGAAAUCAGCACGACAGCAUAGCAACACGCCAGUCAUGGAGGGAAGCCACAACUCGUUAAUACCUUGCGCGGGGUUAGAGUCUCUACCAAUGCUGAAGCUAGCCGACUUUGGCUUUGCCCGAGUUCUGCCAUCGACAUCGUUAGCAGACACUCUCUGCGGUUCCCCGCUGUACAUGGCGCCAGAGAUCCUUCGUUAUGAGAGAUACGAUGCCAAGGCUGAUCUAUGGUCCGUGGGAACCGUGCUGUAUGAAAUGAUUACAGGACGGCCCCCUUUUAAGGCAAGGAACCACGUGGAACUUCUGAGGAAGAUAGAGGCUGCUGAGGACGUCAUCAAGUUUCCCCGCGAAGUCACGGUCACUGCUGACCUGAAGGCCCUUGUACGAGCACUGUUGAAGAGGAAUCCCGUCGAGCGCCUGAGCUUUGAGAAUUUCUUCCAGCACCCCGUCGUCACUACCGACAUCCCAGGGUUGGUGGAAGAUGAUGCCCCAAAAGCAGCACCUCCACCCAAGGCAGAGUAUGAACAGCCAGCCGGGAAUUUGUCGCGAGCAAGCUCACGCCGACACACUGAAAGAGAUGCACCCCGCGAAAUCGCCUCGAACGAACGAAUCCCUCUGUCUUCGAGCCCUAGUCAGGUACGGCCCAACACAGGCAAGGGGGCAGAAGAACGGCCUCCACGCUCGUCUCCUCGUGAGGAUGGAGAAGGUCUGGGCAUUCGAAGGCCUGUUCCACAACACUCCGCCACAAUGCCUGUACAACCGCGCCCAGCCGAAACAACCUCGCGUCGCAAUACUGUGAAUCCGGACGUGCGACCCUACAGUGGUCGUAAAGUCCCAACUGGCCGCACGCCGGAGGAGGAAAAGGCUGCUCAAGAUGUUAUGUUUGAGCGAGACUAUGUGGUCGUUGAGCGGAGACAUGUUGAGGUGAACGCCCUGGCAGAUGAACUGGCGGCGAACGAGAAGAUGAGUCCCCGAGCUGGCCAGAUGGCGAGACGCUCGACCCAACAAGGUACCCCGACUUCGACCACGGGCGCCAUCCCGACGCCAUCGCGCACCGAACUGGUUGCCCGGGGUCACGCAAGUCACGAUCGGCGAUCAUCUUACGAGAAGGCAUUGUCCUCAAGCCCCGGCUCGGCGUCAAGUGCCAUAUCAAAGGCCAUACAAGACGCGAGCCUGCGGCUGUUCGGGUUCAAGGUACCUCAUAUCUUGGGACAAAAGGGGCAAUCCCCGCCUAUGUAUCAGGCUUUCCCUGCCUAUCCCAUUCCAGCAACAACUGGGGCUAUCGGCGACGUCAGGACGUCACAUGCCGCUGACGAAGAUGCGAUGGCAGCGCACACCAUCGAGGAGCUAGCGACGCGAAGCGACUGUGUAUAUGGGUUCGCCGAAGUAAAGUACAAGCAGUUGGUUCCUAUGGCUCCUUCGGCGGAGCGCGGCCUAGGCGGAGCCGACGUUGACCAGCUGAACCCAGUCGAGGAUGGGCUAACUGUUGAGGCUGUCGUGUCACUUUCCGAAGAGGCUCUCGUUCUCUAUGUCAAGUCACUGACUCUGCUUGCCCGAGCCAUGGACAUUGCUAGCAUGUGGUGGUCAAAGAGGAGUCGUGGCGAGACAUCGAGUGGACUUAGCAGUGCUGUCGCACAGACAAUUGUGCAGCGCAUCAACGCUGUUGUGCAAUGGGUCCGGCAACGGUUCAACGAGGUGCUUGAGAAGUCGGAAGUCGUUCGCCUCAGAUUGACCGAGUCACAGCGGGGAUUGCCUGAAGACCAUCCCAGUCAUCCAUCCAACCAAGGACACGAGUCCACCACAUCGGCCGCGGGUAGUACAGGAGUCAAAGACGUCUACCUCACCCCCGGAAUCAGUGCGGAAAAGCUGAUGUAUGACCGCGCUCUUGAAAUGAGCCGAGCGGCCGCCAUCGACGAAGUAACCAACGAGAAUUUGGGGGGCUGCGAGCUGUCGUAUGUGACCGCGAUUCGCAUGCUGGAGGCCGUGGUGGACAGUGACGAGGACAGCUCGAAGAAGAUCAUGGCUGGCAAAGAACCCGCGAAAGAUGUUGCGCCCGACAUUGACAGUGAUGAGGAGCAACAUAUUCGCAAGAUGGUCAAAAUGAUCUCGGGAAGGCUUGCUAAGGUUCGCCAGAAGCAACAAAUGAUAGCGGAUGCGAACAAGCCCCAGAGAACGCACUCGCCAACGACACGAGGGGCGAGCGGAGAUGUGACGCCACGUAGUGUGCCUCAUCUUGAGGCAUCACCGAGACCGAUUUGAGCCCCGUCGUCCUCUCACGAGUGAGAAUGACGGGUGCUCCUGAUACCAUUGUUAUUGUUUC
This is a messenger RNA of Emericellopsis atlantica, 3123 nucleotides long. RefSeq names its product Serine/threonine-protein kinase. NCBI's taxonomy places the organism in Eukaryota, Fungi, Ascomycota, Sordariomycetes, Hypocreales, Bionectriaceae. The transcript has 3 exons. Gene Ontology annotation, molecular function: ATP binding; protein serine/threonine kinase activity. Gene Ontology annotation, cellular component: autophagosome; cytoplasm. The record is from RefSeq and is a predicted model, not a curated record. The coding region runs from base 279 to 3062 and encodes 927 amino acids. Gene Ontology annotation, biological process: autophagosome organization; peptidyl-serine phosphorylation; protein autophosphorylation.